UAAAAUUAGGAUUAUUUAUCUAUUUCCCCAAAACAGCAUUAAAAAAGGCCGCUGAAAACGAUUUUUAACCGCAUUCUUACUACUAUAUUUAUUUUGUACCUGAUUGUUCCGCUCCCAUACAAAGUGGUCCUCUGCACUGCGGUGUGAGCCGCCAGCACAGUAAGGAAGGUCACGUUCUAAAGCGGCCCGUCCGUCACUAGCGGGUGCUGGAGAAAAGGGGGACUGCGCAAAAAACCACGGUCCGGAUUUGUGCCUGUCUGACGUCAUGGGGAGCCACAGACCUCUCUGACAUGAUCCAGAGACGACGAGCGCCGGGUGGACUCCCAUCAACAUCCACAGCAAAGACCGAGGCUGGGAGAUGCCGAGUAGGCUUUGUGUCAUGGACUCCCCGGUGAAAGCCAUCGAUUGACGGACAUCGUUUCUGCCAUUGGAACCCCCCCCCCCCCCUUUUUUUUUUUCUGCGUUUAGCGACUCCUACGGCGCCUUUCUGCUUCCAAACCGGCGGCACCGUUAGAGAUAAGCAGCCAGGGAGCGAGGACUAAUCCCCGGGACGGUCACAUUCACGACCCGACAGAAAUGGACAGGGCAGCACGAACUGGAUUAAAUGAUCGGGAAUAAAGGGACGGAGCGGCUCUGACUGAGGUGCCCCGUAACGCCGCGCGGCGUUCAUCUGACUGGAAAUGGGAGCUUUAACGAGCAGACAGAACAUCGGCGUGGAGGAAGUGGAUAUUCCGUCCAACUCCGUGUACCGAUACCCCCCGAAAUCCGGGAGCUACUUCGCCAAUCAUUUCAUCAUGGGUGGAGAGAAGUUUGACUCCACCCAUCCAGAGGGCUACCUGUUUGGGGAAAACACAGACCUGAACUUCCUGGGGACCAGACCAGUAGCGUUCCCAUAUCCAGCUCCUCCACCUCAGGAACCAGUAAAAACCCUACGAAGCCUUAUAAACAUUCGGAAGGACACACUGCGGCUUGUGAGGUGCAGCGAGGACCUUAAAUUACCAGGUGAUGAGGCGGCGGGAAAAAACCGCGCCUGCUACAACGUAGAGUUCACCUUCGAUGCGGACACACAGGUGGCCAUCACCAUUUAUUACCAGGCUAUAGAGGAGUUUCACAACGGAGUGCCAGUUUACUUGCCACAGGACAGUUCUCUGCAGUCUGAGACAGUACACUUCAAGAGGGGGGUGUGCCAGCAGUUCUGUUUGCCCUCGCACACCGUCAACCUCAGCGAAUGGGCUGACGAUGAGCUCCUCUUUGACGUGGACAAGGAGAUCUUUCCCAUGGUUGUGCAGGCUGUCGUAGACGAAGGAGACGAACACUUGGGUCAUUGUCACAUACUGCUGGCUACAUUUGAGAAGCACAUGGAUGGGAGCUACUGUGUGAAGCCUCUUAAGCAGAAACAAGUGGUGGAUGGAGUGAGUUACCUGCUGCAGGAAAUCUAUGGGAUUGAGAACAAAUACAACAGUCAGGAAUCAAAGGUUGCUGAUGAUGAGAUCAGUGACAACAGCGCAGAGUGUGUUGUGUGUUUGUCUGAUGUUCGAGACACACUCAUCCUGCCUUGUAGACACCUGUGUCUCUGCAACGCUUGUGCAGAUACGCUGCGGUACCAGGCCAACUGCUGUCCCAUCUGCAGACUGCCGUUCAGAGCUCUGCUGCAGAUCCGAGCCAUGAGGAAAAAACUCAGCCCCAUAUCCCCCACCAGCUUUAACCCCGUCAUCACCUCUCAGACCUCGGACUCCGAGGAACACUCGGCAUCUGAGCACAUCCCUCCAGGAUAUGAAGUGGUUUCUCUCCUAGAGGCCCUUAAUGGGCCCCUAAACACCUCGUCAGUGGCCCCUGCUCCUCUCCACUCCGGUCCCAGCCACGUGUCCGGAGCGCUGCUGCCAUACAGCGGCGAACCACACCCAGUUCCAGCCUGCUCCACUCUCGACCACUCCAACUCCAGUCAGGGACUCAAGCUGAAGAAGAGUGCUUCAAAGUCUAUUUCCCAGAAUUCCUCUGUGCUUCCUGAGGAGGAGGAUGAGAAAUGCUGCAGUGAAUCAGAUGUCUGUCGCCAUAAGCUGCCAGUGGACCAGCAGGAGUGCGGAGUGACUCCAGACAGCGAGAACCUGACUCUAUCCUCAUCUGGAGCCAUCGACCAGUUGUCUGGCACUGGUACCCCUCUCUCUUCCACAAUCACCUCACCUGAAGAUCCAGUGAGCAGCAGCCUCGCCCAGUCAGUGAUGUCCAUGGCCUCUUCCCACUCGCAGCACUCCCACAUCAGCACUGACACCAUGUCCUCAAUGUCAGGGUCCUACCUGGCCGGGGUUGAUGGCGAACCUGGAGGCAACGGUGGAGGAGACGUGGAGGGCGUGGAGAACCCAGAUGCCCACAUUGAGAGCAGGGGACCAUCGCGGCAGGAUGCGGAUUUUUCUGUGGAGUCAAAGGCGCAUAAUUACUCCAUGGCUGUGGAAGAACAAGACUCAGAGGGGAAUGAUGUUGCGGAAGACGACUGUUCCUCCCCAUCUAAUGGCAAAGGUGGGCGGAGCAGAUGUCCAGAGUUGGCCAAUAACAAUCAGGGCGUCGCCCACUGCGACACGCCCUCUUUGGGGUUGGAUAACGAGCAGACUCCCGACAGCCGAUUCGCCGAUCUCAUGUACCUUGGGGGCUACAGGGCCAUUCUGGAGCCUCGGUCCCACCACACCUCUACCAGCAACAUCAACCUGGAGGAGCAAGGGGCGGAGAACAGGGACGGCCAAAGUCCUAAAGAUCCUCGCUGCGGACCACUCAUUGUUUAACGCUGUCACACAAACACAUUGUAAUGCCUGGAGUCGGCUCUUCCUGUCCCUCACCCUGACAUAGUGCUGCAACACUGGAGCCCAUCAAAGCUGACCAGGGAAACGCAUCCCCACCCGUCUCUAAAAGUGUAGUAGCUGGCGCUGAAACCCUGCUGGAUUAGAAAGAGGAAGAAAGACGAACCACCUCUCCAUUGUCAGUGCACUUUGAGUUAUCUUGUAUCUGUAACUUGUUGUUGGAAUGAUUAGCCUUCCACUAUGUUAUUAUUUAUUUUCAGUGAUUUUAACGGGCUGCAUAUUGUGAAAGUAUCUUUAGAGAAACAUAUGCUGCUCCCUCUUCUUUCUGUUCCCUCCUUCCAACCAGCCAACAGGUCAGGGGUUUCUGUGAUCGGCAAUCAGAUUUAAUACUUCUUUGUUAUUUAACUGUGCUGAAUGAGUGACUGGACACUUUUGACACUAAGCGUCAGCUCUCACCGGACUACCUUACUGGAGUGAAAGACGCUGACCAUUCUCCUUUGAUCAGAAGUUUGCAUGCAGCUUUUAAGAUUUAGUCUCACUUUUCCAAUACAGCCAGCUCUGAAUGUGAAUCCACAGGGAGGCAGACUUCCAUGAGACCUGAAAUGAACUGAUGGAGUUGGGGGCAGCACAGAAUGUAGGAUGCUGAAUAUGAAUCUCAUUGAAAGGGAAUGUAUGGGACCCCUAAAUCGUCACACAAACUGGACUAAAAAACAAACAAACAAGCGUUUGACAUCAAACGUAUUGCUGUUCUGUCCUCCUGCUCUCAUCUUAGCAUGUCAGUAUUACUGUAGUGCAACCGGAAACACCUGAGCAAUAAGAAACACUGCUGCUCCACCUUUUCUGCUCAUUUGCUGUUCAAGCAAUGGUUAAAAACUGUUUGCACUAGCCUGUCCUACGCCAACCCAACUUUCCAGUGUAUUUUUUUCAUUUUGUAUUUUCAGGUUGCCAUUGUAAAGGGAUUUAUUGUGAGAACAAGUUCCUACAGUGAACCCCAAAUGAUUUAGUCUAGUCUGCUAGCAUUUUCCUUCUCUUUCUGUUUCUUGUCCUCAUCAUCCAAAUUUCAUGUUUGUGAAGCUUUUAUUUGUUUUGGGUUUGUGUAACUAUGAUGUAUCGAUAUACUUUUACCUGUUGAAGCUUUCCUGUUUGUGUUUUAGUUUGAAGAACACUGUGUUUGCUUACCAGAAUGUGGAUGAAAGUAUGUGACACUUUUUCUAAGGGUUUACAUGCAAACAGAAUACUCCACUAGCGAUUUACUGAAAAGGGACAGUAUCUUCAUUUGAUGAACUAUUUGUUGAUUCCUAGACACAUACAUGUACACUGCACUGCAUGGGGCGAUGAAAAGAUAAGCAUGUUCACUGAGAUUGGCGUCUCGUAGGUGGAUCGUGGUAAAGCCGGACCUUGUCCUUAUGUAGUGUUACACUUGAGUUUCUGUCGCCUUUUUGCAUUGGCUGAACGUUCAAGUUCGAGACUGCUGAACUGCUAGAUGCAGGCUGCAAACGUGUCAUCGGAAAUUUGAAAACAACUCUAGCAUCUGUCACAGUAUCAAAAGAAAACAACCUGAGAGGCCCCACUUUUCUAAAGUGAAAAUGUAAAUGAGGACUCAAAAUUAACAAUAAAGUUUUUUUUCAAUUAAA
This is a messenger RNA of Oryzias latipes (Japanese medaka), 4423 nucleotides long. It is a transcript of the gene rnf157, whose product is annotated as ring finger protein 157. Gene Ontology annotation, molecular function: ubiquitin protein ligase activity. NCBI's taxonomy places the organism in Eukaryota, Metazoa, Chordata, Actinopteri, Beloniformes, Adrianichthyidae. The record is from RefSeq and is a predicted model, not a curated record. Gene Ontology annotation, biological process: protein ubiquitination. Gene Ontology annotation, cellular component: cytoplasm.